This is a messenger RNA of Suillus bovinus, 1354 nucleotides long. RefSeq lists its product as uncharacterized. The transcript has 3 exons. The record is from RefSeq and is a predicted model, not a curated record. Lineage: Eukaryota; Fungi; Basidiomycota; Agaricomycetes; Boletales; Suillaceae. The coding region runs from base 445 to 1104 and encodes 219 amino acids.
GUGUGUGUUCAGCUGACAUUGCCACUCACUCAAGUUCAAGAUGUCCGACUAUCAUUCCUAGAGGCUUAAAGCUUUAGCUUGAAUGCCCGGGCCUGAAAAUAGGAGUGCAGGCCCAUAUUAUUAUAAAAGCUGCCUUUUUAGAUGGAAGUGCGCAGGAAUGGUGCGUCUAAAUUUCUGAAUUAUCGGUUUAAAUUGCCAGGAGAGCCAGUUCAAUGCACAAAGGUCUCCACCACGACAUUGAAGCGCUGCGUGCUGCAUGCAGAUCUCUUUGUUCUUUGUUCCUCGUUUCUUAAUCACAUUGUUGCGGCACCAUUUAAGAUCCUGCAAAUUCUUCCAAUGUUGGUCGGUUGUCAUCCUCUACCUCCUCUUCUCAUUUCGUGACGGACGUCGUACAAUUACACUUGAAGUGAAAGAUAUUCAAUACACAGAAUUUGAUAGCAAACCAUGCCGGAAUCCAAGAAACCCCAAGGCCUCCUGCGCAAUAGCUUUAAUUUCCCAGCUUUCAGUGGCCUUCCGUCCGAACCUGAGGAUGAAAUUGACCUCAAAUACUACAACCUUAACCUGUGCGGAUUCGAACCCAGCCAGCACUGGUGCUUUCUCGGCGAGAUUGUCGAUUCUAUUGGUCUUGUACGAGUCCUGUUACGCGUAAAGGACAAGGACGGUCGAGUCGUUACCGUCGGGCUGUACACAGACGACCGUGGAAAAGUGCUCGCUCCACAAAUCAAGAAAGGUCACACAGUUGCUAUACUGUAUGGCGAGCAACAUGGCUUCCUAGACAUGACUGUCAAUAUACGCGUCGAAGACGCCUCCAACAUUAAAAUCAUACCAUGCUCACUCGAGCAGCUGCUGAAGGCUAGCGAUGAUCUGGUUGUACUGCGCAAAGGCCAGCCAAGACACUGUGGAUCUUGUGGCAAUGGAGAGAACGCUUCUUACAAUACGCACUUGCGCUUGUGCUCCCGCUGCAGAUACGCAUCAUAUUGUGGAGAGGAUUGUCAGAAGAAAGCCUGGAUGGACGGUCACAAGGCUGACUGCAAGGCACUUGUCGAGGUACAGUGGUUCACGGCAAAGAACUGGGAAACGUUCCACGACUGGUUCAGUUUCUGAUGGCUUCACCCUGGUAAAUUGUUGGAUUUGCGAAUUAUCAUAUUAUCCUCCAAAUUUCACUUUAUUGUGCCGUACUAUCCUAGUCCAGGACAUAAAUCAAACAUUAGAAUUUUCUGUGAGGCAUGAAGGUACAUGGACGAUACACAACCAAUUGUGCUAUUAUGGAUGACGCGGGAGAGUAAAUCUUGCAAAUUUCUUGUGGUGCAUCAUCAGAAGUGCUACAGAGCACUCAGUAGCAAAUGCGUUUUUC